AUUAAGGAUACCCUACCCUCGAUGUCUCAGACAGGACCGUAAGACUGUUGACUGUAUCAUGGCGAAAGAAAAGAAGGGGAAGUCAGACGCUAAAAAGGCUAAACUUGCUGAGAAGAAGCAAAAGCAAGAGAAGAAGGCCCAGAAAAAAGAAAAGGCCAAAGCCUCGAAACUCGAUGGGAGCGAUGUCGAAGACGUCGAUCUAGAUGCGGUGCUUGCCGAGUAUAAGAAAGCUCAGGAAGAGUUCGUCAAGAUCACAGAGACUGUCUCUGAAGAACCCCCUAAACCUCGGUCAUCCGCUACUUUCCUAGCCUCUCCUUCGAAUAGUAACCAACUUUUGUUGUUUGGUGGGGAAACUUGGAACGGAGCCCUUGCCAAUUUCUACAAUGACCUUAAUAUCUAUUAUACGGAUAGAGAUGAAUGGCACUGCGUGACCUCACCAAAUGCUCCCCUUCCACGAUCUGGUCAUGCUUGGUGUAGAGGGGGAAACCAGAAAGAUUCUGUCUUUUUAUUUGGUGGCGAAUUUAGCAGCCCUAAGCAAGGCACAUUCUACCAUUAUAAUGACUUCUGGAGACUCGAGCCUAGUUCUCGGGAAUGGACACGAGUAGAAACAAAGGGCAAGAGCCCGCCGGCGAGGAGUGGUCAUCGUAUGACUUAUUAUAAGAAUUACAUAAUCCUCUUUGGUGGUUUUCAAGAUACUUCGAAUCAAACGAAAUAUCUAAACGAUCUUUGGUUAUAUGAUACCCAGAACUUCUUGUGGCACAGUCCCACACUUCCACCAGCACAACUGAAACCGGACGCUAGGUCGUCUUUCACAUUUCUUCCUCAUGAUCAGGGCGCCGUGCUAUUUGGUGGCUAUUCGAGAGUGAAGAAAACUGUAUCAGCAAAUAAAUCAGCUAAAGGUGCAUCUCAAGGUCAAAGGAACAUUAUGAAACCUUUGGUACACGAGGACUGUUUUUUCUUGCGGAUAACACAACCUCCCGCAGACUCUCCGCCAAACACGCCACCAAACGUCAGAUGGGAGAAGCGAAAGAAACCUGCGAAUACCCCUAGCCCUUCUCGUGCUGGAGCGACUAUGGCCUACCACAAAGGCCGUGGUCUUCUCUUUGGUGGAGUGCAUGAUGUCGAGCAGACUGAGGAGGGCAUGGAUAGUGAGUUCUUCAAUCAACUUUACGCAUGGAACAUAGAGAGGAAUCGAUUCUUCCCAUUGGCACUUCGUAAAGCGAGGGUUCAAAAGAAAGCCCCACAACAGGACCAAAGAGUUGGGCGACGAGGAAGAGCUCAAGCAAAUGAAGAGGAAUUAUUGAAGCAGCUCGCAGCUCUUCAGGCCGGAUCGUCUUUAGAGGACGCUGAUACCAUGGACAUCGACCUCAAAACCGGGCAAGACCCUGAAGAACCGGUCAACCCGGUUCGAGAGAUGCCAGUUUCUAUGGAAUUCCCACACCCACGAUUUAAUGCUCAAAUAACGGUGCAGGACGAUGUAUUAUAUAUAUACGGCGGCACAUAUGAAGCCAAAGACCGAGAAUAUACGUUUGACGACUUAUAUGCGAUUGAUCUUGGGAAGAUGGAUGGCUGUAAGCAGAUAUUCAAGAGGGAGGACGAUACUUGGGUUGGCUCCGACGACGAAGAUGAAGAAGAUGAAGACGAGGAUGAUGAUGACGACGAGGAAGACGAAGAAGGCGAUCUUGAUAUGGAUUAUGAAGAGCUAGAAACUCCGGUAUCUCCUAGCAAACGCAAGAAGAAGCAGAUAGACGAGGUGUCGAUAGCUGACACCAUAUCUACCGCGGAGUCCUCUACAUGGGAUGCCGAGUCAGAAGCUGAUACAGUUGCUACUACUGUCGAUGAUGGGCUACCACAUCCACGACCUUUCGAGUCCAGAAGAGACUUUUUCACUCGUACCUCAAAUGAGUGGCAAGAAAUCCUGAUGACAAAUUUAAGAUGGAAGAACAUUCCACCUGAAAGCCUUGCAAUCAAGGAGAUUAAGACGAAGGCAUUUGAACUUAGCGAAGAGAAAUGGUGGGAUUGCCGCGAGGAGAUUACUGCCCUCGAGGAUGAGCAGGAAGCUGCUGGUAUUGGUGAAGUCGUCUCUCUAGCUGACAAAGGUGAUUCGGGAGCUGGUGGUGUCGGCCGAAGGAGAUGAUGAAAUAUCGUCGCUAAUCUAGCAUAUGAUGGUGAUAUAUGGAGUUAUCUAUUUGUAGAUAAAAUUCAUUUUAUCAUAUGCAUAGCUGAAGCAUAUAGGUAUAUUGGCACCUGGAUAUAAAUAUAAGAAGGUAAAUAAA
Molecule: messenger RNA, 2276 nt
Organism: Annulohypoxylon maeteangense
Lineage: Eukaryota; Fungi; Ascomycota; Sordariomycetes; Xylariales; Hypoxylaceae
Product: galactose oxidase
Exons: 6
Coding region: 59-2137 (692 amino acids)
Molecular function (GO): protein binding
Source: RefSeq, a predicted model, not a curated record